Micromonas pusilla CCMP1545 is the source of this 378-nucleotide messenger RNA. RefSeq lists its product as uncharacterized. The record is from RefSeq and is a predicted model, not a curated record. The transcript has 2 exons. Gene Ontology annotation, molecular function: RNA binding; pseudouridine synthase activity. Lineage: Eukaryota; Viridiplantae; Chlorophyta; Mamiellophyceae; Mamiellales; Mamiellaceae. Gene Ontology annotation, biological process: pseudouridine synthesis. The annotation marks the transcript as partial.
GUGUUCCCCGUCGGACGACUAGACCGAGACAGCGACGGCUUGGUGCUGCUGACCGACGACGGCAGAGUCCCGGACGCGCUCCUGGACCCGACGCGAAAGGCGACGAAGACGUAUCACGUCGACGUGCGGCCCGCGCCGAGUGAGGAGGAGCUGCGGCGACUCCGCGGCGGCGUCGUGAUCGAGACGACGCAGCAGCGAGGGGGGGUCUCGACGACGGCGCCGACGGUGCGCGCGCGGAGAGGAGAUUCUCUCUCGAAUCCGACACGUCAGCGUGGUUUACCCAAUCACAUCGCUCGGAUCCGGGACGCCGAAGGCCGCAACCGGCAGAUCCGCAAGAUGUGCGAGGCGAUCGGCGUCGACGUGCUGCGCUUACGUCGC